UCCGCUGGGUCUGAGCUCGGGGGGGAGGGCGCCUUCCCACAGCCCCCCCUCCUCCACCCCCAUCCCCUUUUCCACCCCUCCCCGGGCCCCUCCCUCCCCCAGACUCUGCCAAGGAGCGAUCGCAAGCCCCCAGCCCCUCUGUGUCCUUCCCUCCUACUCCCAUUCCCCCCCGCCCGCCCCCUCCAGCCGCCACCCGGAUCCUGCCUUGACUCUCUCCCGCCCGGAGAGCGGCGGGAAGCUGGGGAAGGAGCCGGAGCCUGCUGCCGGCAGUGCCCCGUUGGAGAGAGAAGGGAGGACCGCGCAGCCCCAGCCGCCGCCGCCGCCGCCUCGGGACCCUUCCGGGGGCCGCCGCUAGGUGGGGGGAGCCCGGGCCCGGCUACCCGAGAAUGACUCUGGGCAGGAGCAGGAGCAGCGGCUGCGGGAUCAUGUCCGAGAACUCCCCGGAGGAGGAGCCGCUCUCCGAGGUGGAGGACGCGGAUAUCGAUGUGGUGGGCCCCCCCCAGGACGGGGGCAAGUUCAGCGAGGAGGAGGAAGAGGAGGAAGACGAAGACGGCGACCCUCUGGGGCUGCCCAGGACCGGGGCCAGCAGCAAGGCGCGCCUGGGGGGCUCCCCGGAGAGGCGGUCCCCUUCGGGGGCGCCGGAGCCGGCGUGCGCCCGGGGCGCAGCGCCCGGGGAGAAGCCCCCGGCGGCCGGGAAGAACCCGCUGGUGAAGCCGCCGUACUCCUACAUCGCGCUCAUCACCAUGGCCAUCCUGCAGAGCCCCAAGAAGCGCCUGACGCUGAGCGAGAUCUGCGAGUUCAUCAGCGGCCGCUUCCCCUACUACCGGGAGAAGUUCCCGGCCUGGCAGAACAGCAUCCGCCACAACCUCUCGCUCAACGACUGCUUCGUCAAGAUCCCCCGCGAGCCGGGCAACCCGGGCAAGGGCAACUACUGGACGCUGGACCCGGAGUCGGCCGACAUGUUCGACAACGGCAGCUUCCUGCGCCGGAGGAAGCGCUUCAAGCGGCAGCAGCCGCCGCUGCACCCCCCGCACCCCGAGCUCCUGCUGCGCGCCGGGGGGGACCCCGGCCCCUUCCUGCCCGGCUUCCCUUACGGACCCUACGGCUACAACUACGGCCUCCAGCUGCAGAGUUACCACCACCCGCAUCCGCCCCACCCCGGCGCGGGGGGCACCUUUCCCUUCCAGCCCCCGCACUGCCCGCCCCUGCCCGGACCUCCGCCCCCGGCCGCCUCGGUCUUCUCCGGCGCCCCCAGCCUCCCCUCCUUCCUGGGCGGCGAGCUGAGCUGCAGGAAACCUUUCUACCACCCGCAGCUGAGCCCCACCGCCCUGCCCGCCGCCGCCGCCCUCCUGCAGACGCUCAAGUCGGACAACAGCCACGGCGGCGGCCACAGCACCCCCCGGAGGCCUUCGUUUUCCAUAGACAACAUUAUCGGGGGCGCGGCCCCGCAGCCCCACAGCAGCUCCCCCACCUCCUCACCUUACGCCGCGGGCCAAGUUGGGAGCCAGGCUCAAGUCCUGGCCAUGCUGACUCCUGCUUUGGCACCGGCACAGAACCCCUUAAACUUGGCCCACGAGUCUCUCCUGCAGCCCGGACAGAACUUUCCCAGCAAAAUCACAACUCUGAGUAGCUGUCCCUUUUAAAAGAGAACAAACAAACAAACAAACAAAGCCCCCCCUUCAAAAAAAAUACCCUCUCCCCCUCCCAAAUUCUCCUCCUGUUGUGUUUUAAGGUAGGAAAUCUUUCUUUUUUGUGUUUUGUCUCGUUCGCAUCCAGAUCUCUGUAUCUCUUCCCUCUGCUCGAAAAAGAAUUAUAAACCAACCCCCCCGACUCCAAAAGUACAUUUAUAAAGUGUCCAUACUGUACGAUGGGAAAUUCAGCUGGUUAAAAUGUAACAUUUUAUAGCUGUUAAUUUUUUUUUUAAAUCGAUCUCGGGUCUUGGAAACAUUUUCUUUGCGGGUUGCAAACGUCCUGGCGAGAGAGCUGGGCUUGAAACUUACAAGGGGAGUUUACAGUGUCUGGGUAUUUUUAAAAAGCGUUCCUUCAAAGCUCUGAUUUUAAGGGUUUCCUCAAACGUAUGCAUAUUUUUCUCCUCUCGAGGAAAAUGUUUAAUGAUCCGAUAUUUUUUUUAAUCUUGGUUUGAUUGGUUUUACUUCUAAGGCACCAUCCAGUAUAUUUAAAAAAAAAAAAAAUCCGUGAAACUCAGGACCUUUUGAAUGAGACGUAUUCAAAUACACAUUUAAAAGAUCGGAGAUAUCAGGAAGCUUUAUAAUUUUCAUUUUUUUUAAUCCCAGUUUUUCCACCCCUUAAAUGUGCGGGUGGGUGUUUUUUUUUUUUAAUGUAUCUGUAAUUAUUUGUAUAUAGAUUAUUGGGGAGAUAAUGUGCAGAUUCCACUCCACUCUCUUCACUGGUUGUGCAUCCGUCCUAUCUAUUUUAUUGGGGGAAUCUGUGAAUACUUUGUGGAAAAGGCCAACGCAGUUUUGUCCACCAUGGUGUAAAUUAAUAAAUGUCUGUGAACUGUUUAAAACAAAA
Chelonia mydas (Green sea turtle) is the source of this 2532-nucleotide messenger RNA. RefSeq names its product forkhead box D2 (gene FOXD2). Lineage: Eukaryota; Metazoa; Chordata; Testudines; Cheloniidae. The transcript has a single exon. Gene Ontology annotation, molecular function: DNA-binding transcription factor activity, RNA polymerase II-specific; RNA polymerase II cis-regulatory region sequence-specific DNA binding. Bases 387 to 1643 code for a protein of 418 amino acids. The record is from RefSeq and is a predicted model, not a curated record. Gene Ontology annotation, biological process: cell differentiation; regulation of transcription by RNA polymerase II; anatomical structure morphogenesis.